AGAAUAUAGUUAUAAGGGUUUUAUUUUAUUUUCUUAUCAUCAGUUAUAACUUAUUAAGGAUUUAUAAAUGUAAUAUGAAAAUUCAUCUUAAGUUUAUAGGAAAACUAAUUUUGAUUUUGUCCAUAGGUAGUACGAAACACAUAUCUGAGGUUGAAUCAAUUAUAACUUUUCACAGAAACUAAUCCAAUCGUUUACCAAAACAUAGAUUAUCAAAUGAUUGAAUAAUAAAAAUUUAGUGAUUUACAUUAGUAAACCUAACAAUGGCGAAAAUCGAAGGUAACUUGACGGAGAAGAAACGGAAAAGGAGAUGCACACAGCUCGGCAACCGCCCACGUUUACAUCUUAACCCCUUCACACAUUUAUCGAUGCAACUCUACUUCCCCACACACACACACACACACAUGCUCUUCUUCACCUCUUCAUACACACACGCCUACUCCUCUUCUUAACUAUUAUAUAUAGUUACCAUAUACCCUAAUCAACACCAAGUGACCACUUGCCAAGACCAAAACAAUGAUGUUGCCGUAUAACGCAUACAACAGCUACCAGCACCAGUUCCCAUCGCCAGAGCUCGAAAUUCCCGAGAAGUGGAAGGUUCCCUACGGACACGACGAGACUGCUCCACCUUGUCCUCGCUGUGCAUCUUCCAACACCAAGUUUUGUUACUACAACAACUACAGCUUGUCUCAGCCUAGAUACUUCUGCAAAGGUUGCCGUCGAUACUGGACCAAAGGCGGCUCUCUCCGCAACAUUCCCGUCGGUGGAGGCUGUCGCAAGAGAAGCAGGAGCAGACAUAACAGUCACAAAAGGUUUGGUCAGAACGAGAAUCUGCAGCGAGAUGGUCUUAUCAACCAAGAUGAUGGGUCCCAGGCAAGCCAUGCUGGUUCUGUUAUUGAUCUGGCUGCGGUUUUCGCACAGUACGUGACUAACGGGAGCCCUUCGAGUACAGAUAACACUACCGGAUCUGAUCAACAUUCACCGGUAACAACAACAACAACCAAUCAUGCUUUAGAUUCCUUGACUUGGGACAUCUGCCAAGAAACUGAUGUGAAUCUUGGAUUCUCUGGGACCGAGAAGAUCCAAGAUGGUUUUGGCCAGUUUCUCCAAGAAGAUGAAGAGGAGAUGUUCGAGUUCCAAGGUUUACUAGAUGACAAAGAGAUUCAAGAGAUCUUAGAUUGCUCAUUCUCGGACGAGCCAGACCAGUUGAUUUCUCAGGGGAGCUUCAUGAUCAAUGGUGAUCACUGGAGUUCAACAGAUCUUGCAACAUUCGGGAUUUGACCAAGAAGAUCAUUCCUUUCUAUUUAAUCAAAUAUACUUCAAUUAAUUACAUACUGAAAACGUACCAGUUACACGAAAAAGUCAUUCUUAUAUUGUUCAUUAAUUUACAUCACACAUGAACGCUCCCACGAGAUGGGAUCCGUGGAGUAGAGUACUGUAUAUUUUUACUGAAUAAUGAAUACAACUUACACUUUCUACAUAAGUAAUUUUACUGGCCAUCCUCUUGAAGUUCUUCUGCCUUGCCUUCUCUCCUUUCAGCUUUUGAUUUUGGAACAAACCUGUAAGUGUUAAAACUAAAUCUUAAUAGUUGUACUUCUGGUCCUG
This is a messenger RNA of Brassica napus (rape), 1602 nucleotides long. Its product is annotated as dof zinc finger protein DOF1.2-like. The coding region runs from base 514 to 1278 and encodes 254 amino acids. Lineage: Eukaryota; Viridiplantae; Streptophyta; Magnoliopsida; Brassicales; Brassicaceae. Gene Ontology annotation, molecular function: DNA-binding transcription factor activity; DNA binding. The transcript has a single exon. Gene Ontology annotation, biological process: regulation of DNA-templated transcription. The record is from RefSeq and is a predicted model, not a curated record.